Cryphonectria parasitica EP155 is the source of this 1953-nucleotide messenger RNA. RefSeq lists its product as uncharacterized. Lineage: Eukaryota; Fungi; Ascomycota; Sordariomycetes; Diaporthales; Cryphonectriaceae. The record is from RefSeq and is a predicted model, not a curated record. Bases 1 to 1953 code for a protein of 650 amino acids. The transcript is spliced from 5 exons.
AUGGUCCCACCGUGGACUGGAAUGUCCUUCUACUCUUUCUUGUCCUCCGCUGCGCAGACAACGACAACUCCAUCCAGACUAGUUCUACGAGGCCUUACUGAGGGUCAGGCCGUCCUCCUCACACACAUCGUCACGUGGGCCUUGACGAUCGUGGCGGGCAUUUUCCUUGCCCUGCGCUUCUUUGCAAUAUGGUACAGAAGGGUUGGCUUGGUAGCCGACGAUGUAUUUCUUGCUAUCACAUGGCUUCAAGGAAGGGAGAAAGUUGGCACUAACCCUGACACGAAUACACUGCAAAAGGUCCUUGUCGUCUUCUACUCUACCACCUCAUCCCUCGAGCUUGCCCUUGGGCUGGGAACGACGACGCAGGCAAUCAACUCCCUGUCGUAUUCCUCCUCGUCACUGCUCCUCCUCGACAAUGUUGCUCGCACCCUCGCCCUCACAACCGCGGCGUGGAGCAAGUCUGCGCUGGGGAUCUCGCUCCUGGGGCUCGGGAGGAAGCGGCGCGCACUAUGGGCCCUGGGUGUGGUGAUCGCUUCCGUCAACAUGGAGGCUAUCGGCACCACUCUGGCGCACUGGAUGAGGUGUAAGCCGGUUUUCGGAGCAUGGAAUGAUAGUGCCAAUGGGACGUGUUGGCCCAGAAGGGUCGAUAGCGCAAUCCAAAUCAGCGCACAAGACAAGCUUACCCUGGGCCUCGCCUCAGCAUACUUUGCAUUUUGCGACCUGGCACUGGUUGUCGUUGGUGUCAUGCUCGUGUGGUCGAGCAGCCUUCAUCGCGGUGAGAAGGUGGGCGCGAGUGUCUUGGUGGCUCUAGGCCUGAUGGCCGCUGCAGGCGCCAUCGCAACAGCCGUUGAAAUCUCGUUCCUGACAGACGCCAACUUUACGACUCAGAACAUACACAUCCUCCUCACGGCGGUGAUAGACCCAACCCUAACCAUCCUCGCCUCCUCCUUGCCAGCCCUCCGCCUCUUACUCCCAGCUUACGACCGAGGCCGCUCCUCGCCCAAGGAGUUCCACCUCAUACAGCGGCAGAACGAUGACGAUGAUAUGAUGAUGUCCAAAGACAUAAUGCCUAACCAGACUCCCGCUCCUUUGCCACCCCCGCCGCCGCCAGUGCGCCCUGCCAGGCCGUUGAGUAGACAUGGAUUGGUUGGACUGGUCGAUAUACCUGAUGCUGCUCUUUCGAUGAAGGAUGAACUUUCCUUCUAUAGUGGAGUGGGAGGUGUGGCCAUGGACCAACAACGAAAGCAGCAGCAGCAGCAGCAGCAGCAACGGCAGCAGCAGCAACAGCAACAGCGGUACUAUGGAGGAAGCGGGGAGUCUAUGGACUAUCUGCUUCCUGGCGGCGGUUACUGGUACAAUACGUACGCGACCAUGACACCACCCGUGACGGCGAAUACACGCGGCUUCAUGAGCCCCAGCACAGGAGGCGGAAGAAGCAGCAACAACAGCUGGCAAAGCGACCAAGUGACCCUGGCUACCCCGCAGAGAUCACCAGUCACAUCAGCGCCGCCGCCGCCGCCGCCGCCGCCGCCGCCUCCAGCGCUGACGAUGAUGACGGGCAUGUAUCCAGGCCACUCCCACGCCCCCUUCGGAAAGCUAACGACCCUUGAAGAAGAAGAAGGGGCGGCGUCGUCGGCGCGCCCAAGCUAUGUCUCGACGCCACGGUCGUCCACGUACAGUGCGGGCAAUAUGGUGCGGUAUGUCGAAGGGAUAAUGGGAAUAACGACGCCGACAACGACUCCGACGAUGGAGAAUCGUGGAGACGAUGAUGGCAGCGAUGGGAGGAGCGAGCAGCAGAUGCAGGGGAGGAGGGGGGGAGGAGGAGGAGGAGGACUUGGUGAGCUGUUGAGGCCGCGGGAUUCGCCUACUUUGGGGCAGUAUGGGUUGGAUGACGAGCCAAGACCGAGGGACUUGGCUGAUGAUUAUUUUAGCCGAGUGGAUGUGAAGAUGUGA